Molecule: messenger RNA, 1866 nt
Organism: Lodderomyces beijingensis
Lineage: Eukaryota; Fungi; Ascomycota; Pichiomycetes; Serinales; Debaryomycetaceae
Source: the annotation of a GenBank genome assembly
AUGUCAACCGUUAAGGAACUUAUAGGGUCGCUCAAACCCGAAGAGAGGUUUAUAUCUUUUGAAUUCUUUCCGCCAAAGACCGACUCCGGCUUCAGAAACCUUCUCGCACGUUUAAACCGGUUGCUGACCUUUAACCCACUAUUCAUCACAGUGACAUGGGGAGCAGGCGGAUCCACUAGUGAAAAAUCCUUGGACUUGGCUGCAACGUGCCAGCAAAAGAUUGGACUCAACACCGUUUUGCACUUGACAUGCACAAAUACGGAUAAGGAGGUCAUCGAUAGUGCUUUAGCGCGCGCCAAAGCGAAUGGGAUCAGAAACAUACUAGCACUUCGAGGCGAUCCGCCGCGGACGGAGGAGUACUGGACUCCCAACUGCGACUUUAACAACGCGGUAGACUUGGUAAAGUACAUUCGCGAGCAAUAUGAUGACUACUUCUGCAUAGGAGUUGCCGGGUACCCAGAGGGCCAUGUGGAUGGUGCCGAUACUACACUUCAAAAUCCCAGAAAGGACAUUCCUUAUUUAGUCGAGAAAAUAAAAGCCGGAGCUGAUUUCAUAGUCACACAGCUUUUUUUUGAUGCAGAAAAGUUUAUCAACUUUGAAAGGUUGUUGCAGCAGACUCCAGAGUUGAAAGAUGUUCCGUUGAUACCAGGCCUCAUGCCUGUGACGACUUACAAAGUAUUCACCAGAGCAACCAAGCUAUCGCACGCAACAAUCCCAAGAGAGAUACUCCACGAGUUUGAUGAGGUCAAGAAUGACGAUGACGCCGUAAAGACCUUGGGUGUGACAUUGAUCUGCGACAUCAUCGACAAACUCGACAAGAGAACUUCGGUCAAAGGGUACCAUUUUUACACCCUAAACUUGGAAAAAGCCGUUGCGUCCAUCUUGAACAAGUCGGCUGUGUUGAAGGGAGUGCUCGAGGGGCCUUCAACCACUUUUGAAAACGAGGAUGCGCUCGCAUCUGACUCGGAGGACGCGAGCCCCAAGCACUUUAGGCGCAGGUCUUCUGUAAACGAAAGAGCCAUCGGCACUUUGCCAAUUGGAGCUCAAAACGGGAAAGAUAAAAAGACAAUUGUGGACAUUAGUCGCGGGAAGGGAGCGUUGGGCAAGGACGCUACAUGGGACGAUUUCCCCAACGGGAGGUUUGGAGACUCAAACUCCCCAGCUUACGGUGAAAUCGACGGUUAUGGUCCUACUUUGAAAAUCCAAGAUCCAAGCGAAGCCUCUAAUAAAUGGGGCACACCGGAAACCAUAGACGAGUUGAGCCAGAUUUUCAUCGACUACCUCUCGUGCAAAAUCGACGUGGUCCCCUGGGCGGACACGAGCCUUUCUCCGGAAACGGCGUUGAUCCAGGAGGAGUUGUUUGAGCUCAAUCAAAAGGGCUGGUUUUCCGUAGCUUCGCAGCCGGCGGUGAACGGAUGCAGGUCCACAGACAACAUAUUUGGGUGGGGCCCACCAAACGGUGUCGUGUACCAGAAAUCCUUUGUGGAGUUGUUUAUGCCCAAAAAGGAAUGGAAGGAGCUCAAGAAACACCUUGAUGACGAAACGACUUAUUUUGCCGGCGACAAGUCAGGACACAUCGAGCUGACCAUGCUCAUUGGAAAGAAUGCCCGCAAUACGAAAAAUGCGGUUACUUGGGGCGUGUUCCCUCUGAAGGAGAUCAUUCAGCCUACUGUGAUAGACUACGAAUCAUUCAAAGCCUGGAACGAGGAAGCGUUUCUUUUAUGGCUCGAGUGGGCUAGAUGCUACAAGAAGAACUCCAAGACGUUUGAACUUUUAAAUUCGAUCUACAGCAACUACGUCUUGGUGAGUUUGAUUCACCAUGACUUUACACAAGAAAAUGCAUUGUGGGACCUCAUAUGUCAAUAG